AUGCACAUGGUAAAGGACUUAAGAGAUAUUAGCCCUAGAAUCUCCACAUUAACACUCAGGACCAGAGAUUUUCAAAUUGUACUAAUUAAUGUUCAUGCACCAACCGAAGAAAUAGACGAUGAAGAGAAGGAAGAGUUUUACUCUACAUUAAAAGACGUAACGCAUACAGUAGUUGGUAACGUUAAAAUAGUUCAAGGUGAUUUUAACGCUAAAAUCGGCAAGGAAGCGCUGUAUAGAGCGGUUAUUGGAACUCAUAGACUACACGAAACAUCGAAUGACAAGGGUAUGAAGCUGAUUCAUUUUGCAGAAGGAAAAGGACUAUGUUCCCACGCAAGGAGAUUCAUAAGUACACUUGGGUAUCCCCUGAUGGAAAAUAUAAGAAUCAGAUAG
Molecule: messenger RNA, 390 nt
Organism: Acyrthosiphon pisum (pea aphid)
Lineage: Eukaryota; Metazoa; Arthropoda; Insecta; Hemiptera; Aphididae
Exons: 1
Coding region: 1-390 (129 amino acids)
Source: RefSeq, a predicted model, not a curated record